Amphibalanus amphitrite is the source of this 1208-nucleotide messenger RNA. RefSeq names its product acylpyruvase FAHD1, mitochondrial-like. Lineage: Eukaryota; Metazoa; Arthropoda; Thecostraca; Balanomorpha; Balanidae. Bases 231 to 902 code for a protein of 223 amino acids. Gene Ontology annotation, molecular function: acetylpyruvate hydrolase activity. The transcript is spliced from 6 exons. Gene Ontology annotation, cellular component: mitochondrion. The record is from RefSeq and is a predicted model, not a curated record.
GCAUAUACAAAUAUACGAUGAAGCAUAAAUAGAAUAAAUUGAGAUAGGAUAGGCAAGGAAAGGGCUUUGAUGAAUAAUUAAAUUUGAUUGAAUUCUCCUCUCAUUAGUACCUAUUCAUAUUCAGUUCCAUCCUUCUCGGUCAUAUUGCUGGUAUUCUGAUGGAAUGUUAAAUGUGAAUUUGAAUUGUGAUUGAACUUAGGUGUAUCAAUAUAGAUAAUAAUUGAGGAAUCAUGUCCAGUUUUUCUCGCUUCACAGAGCUUGGUAGGAAAAUUGUUGCAGUUGGAAGAAAUUAUAGGGAACAUGCUGCUGAACUGGGCAACAAAAUGCCAGACAAACCCAUGCUCUUCUUAAAGCCAACCUCAUCAUAUUUGACAGCAGGCAACAUCAAGAUUCCCAAGGGAUGUUCCGAGCUGCACCACGAGGUGGAACUGGGAGUUGUCAUCUCGGAGAAGUGCAGCGCUGUACCAGAGGGCGCUGCCAUGCAGCAUGUGGCGGGCUAUGCUCUUGCCCUGGACAUGACCGCACGUGAUUUCCAGAACGAAGCGAAGGCGAAGGGCCAUCCGUGGACGAUGGCCAAGUGUUUCGACACGGCGUGUCCGGUGUCGGCGUUCGUGCCGCGUGACCGGAUACCGGACACUUCCGGUGUGCGUCUGCACUGUUCGGUGAACGGCCAGACGCGGCAGGACGGCGCCACGGCCGAUAUGCACUUCAGCGUGCCCUUCCUCAUCAGCUACAUCAGCAGGUAUAUCACGCUGGAGCCGGGAGACCUGGUGCUGACCGGCACUCCAGCCGGCGUCGGGCCCGUUCGGGCCGGUGACGUCAUCGAGGCCACCAUGGCCGACCAAUCCGGGGGCCAGCUGACCAAAAUCACCUUCGGUGUCGAGAAGAGUAGCCAAUCGUAAAACCUGGGGUAUGUAGCGCGGUUAUGUAGUGGCUCGAUCUUGAUGCCCGUAUAUUCUGGUGAUGUUGUUACAUCCUGUAGGGGACUACUUGAAUUGUUACACGGAAAAGUUUGGUAGUGUAAGAAUGCUAGUAGAGUGAUUUGUGGGAAUUGGCCUAUGCUAGUGAUUGGGCGCAAUACUUACGCAUCCAUUCACUUUGUUGUUACGCGGAUGAUGAAAAAUGUCAUAUUUUGUGUACCUAUGGAAUGGUAACAUUGGGGUCAUCUUUCAGCUUCAUGUGCAAGCAAUACAAUGCGGGAGUGCCAA